Topomyia yanbarensis is the source of this 4459-nucleotide messenger RNA. RefSeq names its product helicase POLQ-like (gene mus301). The record is from RefSeq and is a predicted model, not a curated record. Gene Ontology annotation, molecular function: nucleic acid binding; ATP binding. The coding region runs from base 163 to 3984 and encodes 1273 amino acids. The transcript has 8 exons. Lineage: Eukaryota; Metazoa; Arthropoda; Insecta; Diptera; Culicidae.
ACAAAAGGCGCUUACGGAAAUGUCGCUCAGAUUUACGGUUAAUCGUAUCAACGAACGAGUAAACAAAAUAACUGUUAAAAAGUGCAAUUUUCCGGUUUUGCUAUGGAUUUCGAUGAAUAGAAUCUUUCUUCGCCGUAGUUAAAUGUAAUAUCCGCAAAUCGGAUGCCUCCCAAUAAAUCACUAAACUGUGCUGGAAACCGGAAAAAUAUUAGAAUGAGUGGUCUUUUCAAAAUACCCAAUGCCCCCAGCGCUUCGCGUGGGCGCCCUACCGUAAUCCGUAAAACGCCACAGGUUGCUGUGCCGGCGCAGCUGAACUCUGCGCAAUCAACUUUCAGGGGAAAUACGGUGAAACCUUCCAGUGUAUGUAACGGAAAUUCGGUGGACAAAUUGAUGGACAUAGAUGAGUCAUUGUUGAACGCUGUUGAUCUUGCCGCUAUCGAACAAAUUGCGAGCACGCCGUCCGGAUCGAUGACGGGUAAAACUAUCCCGAAGCAGAUACCGGACAGAAUGGGGAAUGUGGUUUUGAAAGAAAGUCGUUUGCAUCCUCGAUCACCGGAGGUGUCAUCCCCGAGGAGGAAAAAGUCACGCCUCAAAACUAGUUUUAUCACACUGGAUAUGGGAUCUGCUUCCAAGCGAAGCCAAAGAACAUCCGCUCUAGAGCGGGAUAUUUCCCGUCUGGACCGAUUUCUACCUACCCAACAAAAACCGAAUAAAACCAAAUCGGAAACGUUUCCUCCAAGGCAGGAACUAACUCCGUUCAUUACGUCGACUCAACUGAACUCUGGCGGAAAGGCGGUACGAGAUCCGGAACCGGUCGUUCCUAAGGUGACAACCGACGAUCUUUUCGGCUGCGAAUCGCUUAUUUUUGAUUCCGAGGUAAAUCGAAUUUUAAACGACGAUGGUCCGGAAAUAGCCGCGGUUGCUGCUGCUGCUGAAGAAGAAGAGGAGGAGGAAUUGUUUCCUUGUUACCAGAAAGUAGAUGAGGUAGACGUCAAUUGUAGUCAACUGUUUCUGGAAGAGGUGGACCGAUACGGAAAGAAAGCCAUUACCAGAAUCGGGACCCCGUUGAAUUCCAGCGAAACUUACUCGAUCGUAAAGAAUAAAAAGCUCUGUUCGCAAUAUAUUCGAUUGGAACGAUCCAUGCUGGAGGAGAACCGAGCGAAUCUGGUGGAUGAUCAGGUUAAUAGUCAAUUGGCGAGCGAAUACGAUUCCACGCAGAAGCAGAGAGAAAUCGAGAACGUUUUUCAGGAGUUUGAGCGGACGAUGGCCGAUAUGAGGAAUAUCGUUCAGCAACCUGACGAAGUCGUCGAAGAAGCUCAAGCGUUAGCCAGAAUUGAUUGGGAAGAGAAUGUGACUAUUGCGGGGGAUAGGAGUCCUGCGAGGACGAUGGACAGGUCUCGUUUGAAUAGUAUCUUCAAUAAGAGACCAUCGCUGGGGGCCAAUAAUAUGGGUGAUUCUCCGAAGGUUGUGGCGAGGAAGUCGGCUCCGCUGGUUUCAUCCCAUUUUCAGGAUAAGGGUCCAUUUUUCGGGCUGCCGAGCACCGUUAGAAACCUACUAAGGGAGUAUCGAGGAAUUAAGGAGAUGUACGACUGGCAGAAGGAAUGUCUCGGUCUGACGGCGAUUGUCGAACGAAACAACCUGAUCUAUGCCCUACCGACAAGCGGCGGUAAAACACUGGUGGCCGAGAUAAUCAUGUUCCGGGAGGUUAUGCUGCGACGGAAAAAUGCCAUGUUCAUAGUUCCAUAUGUUUCGUUAGCUCAGGAGAAACUAGCAGCUCUUUCACCGUUUGCCGUUGCGAUGGAAUUCCUGGUGGAAGAGUACAGCGGGGGUAAGGGUGUUAUUCCUCCGAGGAAACGUAAAAAGAAGCAAUCGAUUUUUGUUUGUACGAUCGAGAAAGCUCUGGUUCUGCUGGACAGUUUGAUCGAGGCGGAUCGGGCAAACGAGAUUGGGCUGGUGGUGAUCGACGAGCUGCACAUGAUCGGGGAGGAUCGACGGGGUGUUCAUUUGGAAAUUUUACUGACUAAGAUUAGGAUGAUUGAAGCUGGCAUUCAGGUCGUUGGGAUGAGUGCCACCAUUGGGAAUUUGGACGAAAUUGCCAGAUUCAUGUCGGCUGACAUCUACUGUCGGGACUUUCGACCGGUGGAACUAAAAGAAUACGUCAAAUGUGGAUGCGAUCUGUUGGAAAUUAAUAGUAAAGCUCGUACUUUGGAGGAUGCCUUCGGUUUGAAGCAGUCGGUGGAUUAUGGCUACACGGAAGAGCAGAAGCGGGUGGAUCCGGAUCAUGUGAUAGCGUUGGUGCUGGAAGUGAUACCGAGCGAUUCGUGUCUGAUUUUUUGUCCUACGAAACGGCAGUGUGAGCAGCUUUGCAACCUGCUGACGGAGCAUUUACCGCGGGAAUUGCUGGUCUAUAAAGCGACGGAGAAGGAAGAGUUGAUAAACAUGUUAAGAAAGGAUGGUUCCACGGCCCAACUACUACCGGCAGCGUUUCGAUUGGGGAUUGCCUAUCACCAUUCCGGGUUGACCCUGGACGAGCGAAAGCACAUCGAGGACGCCUACCGAGUGGGAAUCAUUUCGCUGAUCAUCUGCACAUCGACGCUGGCAGCUGGAGUCAAUCUUCCCGCUAAGCGGGUCAUCAUCCGUUCGCCAUUCAUUGCCACCAACUUUAUGACACUGAGCCGUUACAAGCAGAUGGUCGGUCGAGCCGGUCGUGCGGGGUUCGGUGAACAGGGCGACAGUAUACUGAUCUGCGCACAGAAGGACAUUUCCGCCGUUUGCAAUCUGCUCUGCUCGCCGAUGGAUGAGGCUAACUCUUCGCUGCACGCCGAUGAAUAUGCCCAUCUGAAACAUCUGAUUCUUAGUGCCGUUGGAUUGGGAAUGUGCAUCACACGCAACGAUAUUCAGCAGUUGGUGGCUAAAACUCUGUUGGCCAUUCAAUCUGAACGGUUGGGAAUAGAUCUUCGCAAAGUGACGGAUCGAGCAAUAGGGACGCUGUACAAGGAGAACGCAAUCAAAGCUAAAAGCGAUGGUUGUCUGCGUAAUCCAGCGAAUAUGACCAUCCGGAUCGAUGGAGCGGAUGGGAGUCAAAGUGAGCUAGGCUUGACAAGAUCGACUGCGAUUGGGGAUAUUAACGUGGUGCGUGGAGCUGAAGGAUCGUCACAGGAAGGAAAACUAGUCAAAACGCUGCAUAAAAAUUCCCGGCUGGAGGUUAAUCGACUGGGCAAGGCUGCCAUACGGGCUGGAUUCCAUAUGGACAAAGCGAUUCGUUUCUACGACGAAUUGAGGCGGGUUGGAGAACGACUGAAUGUGAUGGACGAACUCCAUCUGCUGUAUGUGAUAGUGAUGGAAGAUGGCGGAGAGAUUCGGCCCAGCAAUUCGGAUUACGUAGCAUUUUUUAAUCAACUUUCACCAGACGACACCGCAUUGGCGAAACGAUUUCACAUAGGAGACUUUACGAUAUCAAAAAUACUCAGUAGAAGAGCAGUGCCGCCCGACAUCCUACCCUUGAUCCGACGCUUCUAUCGUGUUCUGAUCGUGUACGAACUGUGGAACCUAAAAUCCCCCCAGCAGGUCGCCCUCAAAUACAAGGUGGACGCCGGUUCCGUACAAACACUGAUGAACGGAGCCGCUUCGACGGCAUCCAGCUUGCAGCGAAUGUGCGAGGAAAUUCAGGAACUGUGGGCUUUUCGGCUGUUACUGACGAGUAUGGUUCAGCGGUUAUCUCACUGCUGUACCGCCGAGUUGGUCCCGCUGAUGGAGCUGCCCGCUGUUAAAAUUGGUCGUGCACGACAACUGUACCGAGCAGGAUUCACUUCCUUGACUUCGAUUGCCAAGGCGAGAUCACGGGAUUUGGUUGAAUCAGUCGAGCAUAUGAGCUAUCGGACGGCGAAUCAGCUGAUUUUGAGUGCAAAGGCAAAACUGAUGGAAGAAGUCGAAGCUCUCAAGGAUCAAGUCGAAGACUAUCUGGCAUUACUACACGAUCGGUAAUGAACUCACAAUCGAUGAAGCAAAUAAUCUUUUUUGUUCAACUCUACUGGGUAUUUUAUUCCAAAAGUUUAUUUGCCGAUGUUAGAGUAGAGCUGCAAUAUUGUAACGUAAAAUAGUCAUUAGUCGCCUCUUUGCAAAAUUAUAAAGUGUUCUAACGAUUACUAGGGUUAUUUUGCCCUUGAGAACAAUUUUGGUUUUUUUCUUGUUUCUCUAUUGCGUAAUUACUGUUGCAAUGAAAUACAGAUUUAUCGUUUUGUUUUUUUUAUACAAAAAAUUGUUCCUCCACAAAAAAUUUUACUAUCAAUGUCCCCUCUGCGUCCGUGGAAUUUCUAACGGCUAAUAAUAAAUAACACAACUAGUAAACAAUCAACACACAUUGUAACCAUUCCAAUCCCGUUUUGAUAGCAACAAAAAACAAUUCUACCGAUAAGGGCACCCCACAGUUAAUUAACCGGGUCAAUGUGUUGUGCGUUAC